GAGUCUGCUACUUGGGAUUCUUUAAGAUUAUUUUUUAUAUCGUGAUAUGUAUAAAAUAAUAAGAAACGUCAUCUAACGUGGGACAUUUAAAUCGAUUUAAAUGAUUAUCUGUCAUUGAAAUAUUCGAAUUUAAUGUCAAUUGUCCUCCAAUCUGUUUAACUCAGCCUGCGCAUGCGUCGCAAAAUUUGCUUUCUGCUGUUCAGUUUGUUUUGUCAGUUUGUUCUCCAGUUCGGCAAAAUUAAUCGACUCUCAUAGGAUCGCUCUUCAUGACCGCAAAAAGAGCGAAUAUGACGUUUGAUUUAUAUACAGAUUAAAGCAUAACGUUUGCUUCUUAGCGAGGCUUAAAUAUUCCGUAGAAAUUAGGUUAAGUUAGAUUUAGCGAGGUUAGGAUUGUCGUACUGUACUGUCAACGUCAAGGAUUUCACCGGCGAGACAACAUUUCACGAGUCCUCACACGGAAACAUGUACUCUACGAAGACGCCGACCCUUCGAAUCGACGAGGCCGACUUGAAGUGCAAAAACGGCUGCGGUUUCUACGGCAAUGCGGAAUGGGAAGGUUACUGCAGCAAAUGUCAUCGAGAACACCUUCAGAAACGACGUGCCCAAGCUGAGCGUGUGUCUCACGCGCAAACUUCGGACACAGAUAAUACCAAUCGUCUGGUAGUUGCUGGUGGCCACAAAUAUGAGGAAAAGAAAGUACAGCAUGAGAAGAAGUACAAAUUGUUGAAUCUUUCUUUCAGAAAACCUGUUGCAAAAGUUCAAGGAUAUCAGGAGUUGUAUCAUGAAUUAUUGAAAGAUAAUCCAGAUCUUGAGAAAGUUAAGGCUGAGAAUCGAGGUCUGUUGCUAUACAUAGCUAAAACUCCAGUGGAGAAGGAUGUGAGGAAGUGUAUACAUUCGUUUGUAGUGGACAUACUCCAGAAUAAGGAUGUGAAGAGGAUAGAAGAACUAUCGGAAAUAACGCAAAACUUUUAUCACGUGUUUGGAAAACGCCUGGAGAAUAGCACCAAAUAUGCAGACAUACCACCAGACAUCAAGGAAAAAUUGUUGGAUUAUGUUGAAAGAUAUGCAAUGACUCUGUUGUAUAGAAUUCUCUUUUGCCCUCCGUUCACAACCGAUGAAGAAAAGGACUUGGCUAUACAGAAAAGAAUACGCCAAUUGAACUGGGUCAGUGGCAAAAACUUGGAAUGCAGAAUCCACGAGACCAGCUCAGAAGUUAGGGAACUUGUUUACACGUCUAUUACAGAUCUUCUAAACAUGGAUUCCGCUAAGGCACCUCAAGAGAAAUUAGCAUGUGUUAUUCACUGCUGUAGAAAUAUAUUCCUGUUGUUGCAACAAUCCGUCGAUGGGCCGGCAUCUGCCGAUGAAUUCCUACCGGCACUUAUAUUUAUCGUUUUAAAAGCUAAUCCUGCCCGUCUCAAGAGCAAUAUCAAUUUUAUCACGAGGUUUUGCAACGCCAGCAGAUUGAUGACUGGGGAGGGAGGAUAUUAUUUCACGAAUCUGUGUUGCGCGGUAUCGUUCAUCGAAAAUCUAACCGCAGAGUCCUUGAACAUGGCCGAGAAAGACUUCAACGCAUAUAUGUCGGGUGAAUGCGUGCCAGCUAAUACAUGGCAGUCAGCUCUUAUGAUAUGUGAGAGUCUUCACUUCAUGUGCGAGGAUAUAACUCUGCUGGACGAUUUGCAAGCGAAAAAUAACGACAUCGUAAAGCAAGCGGAAGAAUUAAAAGACAAAAUGGUAGAUUUCAACGAAAAAAUCAAGCAGGAUGUAAACAAGGUGAUUGAAAGGACGCCAUUAUUGAUAACUCACAGUCAAAGAGUACCUACUAAUCUAGAUAGCGAGGACGUCGAGAGUUAUCAGCUACCACCGCCAAUUAUUCCACAGAUAUACCCGCAGUCCAUUGGCGAGAACGUGGACGGCGGCGUAAUGGCAGACCUGUCGAGCGAUUUAAUGAGAACAUCGUUGGUGGAAGAUUCCGUGACGCCGUCGCCGACGUUCGAUUUCACAUCCUUCAUUUGCGACAAUCUGGAAUUUAGCAGAGGAGGUGAGGAUGACACUAGUCUUAUCAGUUUAGAUACUCAGUCGGACCUCGCAACCGGUGAGACCAGCCAGAGCUUCAAGAAACACACCACGGACAGUUUAAUGGAUGAGUGUCCGACGCCCGAAGCGAAUCUGCCGCCCGCUCUAAAGCCGAUCACCUCCGAAGAUUAUCACGGCUUCACUAUCCAGGGAUCACACAUUCCGACGAUUCCGUGUAAUACGGGCGAUUCGUCGAAAACUUCGACGGACUUAGAUACGGAUAGCUAUUCCAAUUAUUUCCAGAAUAUGUAGUGUUUCAAUUAGGAAAACGCAACUCGGAUAUCGCUCGUGUUGGAAGCAUUUUGUGAAUGAUUUCAAUCGUGGAAGCGGCUCGAUUAGAACGAAGAAAUGUUUGGUUGCGCAUCAGUCUUCUGCCAUAUUUUUAUUCAUUUGUCCGUAUGUAAGAAGUUUCUUGUAGAUAUGCGAAGCGAAAUAACGAACAUGAUGUCUUAGUAUAGGCGCUUCUUCUGCCGAUGGAAUAAAGGAACGCGAAUUGACGCUCUGCAGAGUCGAGUUUCUUUUCACUUGAUAGCUGAAUUCAAUAUCUUCGUGAUGGAAAAAAAAGAUAAUAAAAACAAUCGUUAACGAAA
Odontomachus brunneus is the source of this 2663-nucleotide messenger RNA. RefSeq names its product rab5 GDP/GTP exchange factor (gene Rabex-5). Gene Ontology annotation, biological process: vesicle-mediated transport. The transcript has 9 exons. Bases 463 to 2325 code for a protein of 620 amino acids. The record is from RefSeq and is a predicted model, not a curated record. Gene Ontology annotation, cellular component: cytosol; endocytic vesicle. NCBI's taxonomy places the organism in Eukaryota, Metazoa, Arthropoda, Insecta, Hymenoptera, Formicidae. Gene Ontology annotation, molecular function: small GTPase binding; DNA binding; guanyl-nucleotide exchange factor activity.